Oncorhynchus keta (chum salmon) is the source of this 6989-nucleotide messenger RNA. RefSeq names its product BMP/retinoic acid-inducible neural-specific protein 3-like. NCBI's taxonomy places the organism in Eukaryota, Metazoa, Chordata, Actinopteri, Salmoniformes, Salmonidae. The transcript is spliced from 8 exons. Gene Ontology annotation, biological process: negative regulation of mitotic cell cycle; positive regulation of neuron differentiation. The record is from RefSeq and is a predicted model, not a curated record. Bases 715 to 3051 code for a protein of 778 amino acids.
CAGCACUCCUCAGUCUAGGGCUCAACCGAUGUGCUGGUCUUGACAGUGAGUGAUGACUGUGGCAGGGGCAGCUGAGGCUUAGCUGUGUGGCUCACAGAAAAAGGUGCAAAUUGGAUGUCUCUGAUUUGGUAGCAGGUGCAGGCUCUUUAUUGAAAGGAGAGUUGCCUUAAAGGGAAGAGUGAUAUUUUGUGUGGAUUUUAUUCUGCUUCUGCUGACUGCUCCGCCAUAUCUUAUCAUUAUGACCUGGAGGCAUGGGGGACACUGGCACCUUUGACUUUUUUCUCUUUCUGAAAUCCCUUCAAGAUAUAUGCUUAGUUUUGAAAAAAGUUUUGUUUGUUUUUGACUAUUAUCUCAAGCUGAAUAUACACUGUAGUGUUGUGGACUUUACAUUAUCAUAGGGGCACCUUUGGACCCCAACUUGCAACCAACGUUUACUGACUUGGCUAUAGGAGUGAGAGGACAAUGCCUGGAUUAUCCUAUAAUAAGUGACUCUGUAACUUGCCAGUGGGAAGCUGCAAGUGAAAAAGGGACUGGAGGCUGUCGGUUGGCUGCUGGCUGCAUUCCACCAGUUUGGCUGAAGACUGUAAGCGUCCUGACAACCUUCACUCGCUGGUAGGAUACACGCACACCGAGAGAAACAGCAGGAUCGCACUUCACAUUCUGGGUCAGGAGGGAUUAGUAGAAGAAUGCUGGUCCCGGGUGCCAAACAGGAAGAUGGUGAUGCGUUGGCCGAGUGCUGCAGCUGUUAAAUGGUUGCUGUUGAUGCUCCUAUGGCAGUGGACAGUGCUGGGCCACCUCGGCUGGGUUCUGGCCCUGGCUGAGGGACAGCAGAGUAAGAACCCCUCACUCACUGCUGCCAGCACUGGACGCCAGAGUGGCGGCCACCUGGAUUGGCUACUGUCCGAGAAGGGACCUUUCCACCGUUGUCCUGAAUACACAGAGUUCAAAGAACGCUUCCAGCAGGGUUUCUCCACACGCUAUAAGAUCUACAGGGAAUUCAGCCAUUGGAAAGUGAACAGCUUGGCUACAGAGAAGAGGGAAUUUUUUAAGGCACCCUUGCCGCUGGCGCCGGAGUUUCUACGCAACCUGAGGUUGCUGGGCCGAAGACCAAGUCUGCAGCAGAUCCACGAGAACUUGAUCAAGAAAUAUGGAACUCACUUUUUGGUGUCUGCUACGCUAGGAGGAGAAGAAUCGUUGACAAUCUUCCUGGAUAAGCAGAAGCUCAGUAAGAAAUCGGUGGGACAAGGAAACAGCUCUGUGGUCUCCCUGGAAGUAUUGCAUCAGUUGGCUGCCUCUUAUUUCACAGACCGCGAGAGCACCUUGAGACGACUUCACCACCUACAGAUAGCCACCUCCGCCAUAAAGGUAACAGAAACUAGGACCGGGCCCCUUGGAUGCAGUAACUAUGACAGCCUUGAUUCUGUUAGCUCUGUCUUGGUACACAGUCCUGAAAAUAAAAUACAGCUAAAAGGUUUACAGGAUGUCCUUCCAGAAUUCCUCCGGAACCGUUUUGUGGAGGCCGCUCUCAGCUACGUGGCAUGCAACUCUGAGGGGGAGCUUUUGUGUCGUAACAAUGACUGCUGGUGCCGCUGCUCUGCCAAGUUCCCAGAUUGUAACUGCCCCUUUGCUGAUAUUAAAGUCAUGGAGGAAAAUCUGCACAAAAGCAAGGAAUCCUGGACCAACUUCAACACGGAAUUCAUGGAAUCAGACGAAUUCAAGACCUUCAUGAAAAAACUACCAACAGACCGUUUUUUAAACACAUCCUUGGUAUUCAAGUUUUGGGCAGCAGAUGCAGCUCUCCAGAGGCGCUACAUCCAAUUGGAGAGCAGCACCAAUUUGAUUCUUGGGAAAGCCCAGAAGAUUGUGAGGAAACUCUUCACUCUGAGCAAGCGCUGUCCCAAACUGCCAAGGAUCAGCCUCCCAAGAGAAAGGACACCAGGAUUUUGGCUGAACAGGGCCCAGUCACUCCUGUACUGCAAUGAACAUGGAGUCCUGGGCACGUUUUCAGAGGAGGUGCAGAGCUGCACCUGCACUGCAGAGCACAGUAGUGCCUGCCAGGGGACAGUGCCCUGUGAGGUCAGAGAAGGGUCAUCCUGCCUCUCAUGUGCCCCAGACAACAUCACACGCUGUGGCUCCUGCCACCUUGGCAACAUCCUGCACCUGGGCUCGUGUCGGCCCAACAUAGCAAACUCUCUGGACCACUACCUGAACAUUGACUUUGACAUGCCGGAUGCAGAGUUCAAGUACCUGCUCCAGCGGCUGGACAGUCGCAUGGAAGUCCAUGCCAUCUACAUCAGCAAUGACGUGCGUCUGGGCAGCUGGUUCAACCCGGCCUGGAGGAAACGCAUGCUCCUCACUCUAAAGAGCAACAAAAACAAAUCCAACCUCAUUCAUAUGCUAAUGGGAAUCUCAUUCCAGAUCUGCUCUACUAAAAACAGUACCCUGGAGCCUGUGCCUGCCAUCUAUGUCAACCCAUUUGGGGGUAGCCACUCAGAGAGUUGGUUCAUGCCUGUCAACCAGCAGGACUUCCCAGACUGGGAAAGAACUAAGGUGGAUGCCUCUCUGCAGUGCUACAACUGGACGCUGAUGCUGGGCACCAAGUGGAAGUCCUUCUUCGAGACGGUGCACAUUUACCUGCGCAGCCGCAUCCUGACCGAUGACCCCACCGUCAACGAGACCCUUUUCUACGAACCCCUGGACCUAGAUGACCACACGUCCAACCUGGGCUACAUGAAGAUCAACAAUCUCAAGGUGUUCGGCUACAGCAUGCACUUUGACCCCGAGGGCAUCAAAGACCUGAUUCUGCAGCUGGACUACCCUUACACGCAAGGCACCCAGGACGCAGCCUUUCAUAUGCUACUGGAGAUGAGAGACCGCAUCAACCGGCUCUCCCCGCCUGGAUUGCAGGCAUUGGACCUCUUUUCAUGUCUGCUCCGCCACAGGCUCAAGCUCUCCACUAGUGAGGUGGUGCGCAUCCGAGACUCCCUCCAGAUUUUCAACUCCAAGCUGCCCAAUUCCUCGGAGGCAGAGCUGGGCCAGUUGUGCAGCUAGCUCAGUCUAAAUUAGAGUCCAGAGAGUGCUGUGCUGUGCUGCUGGUUACUCUUCAGUCAGUUGCCAAUUUAUCCAUCUGGUUUGGAAAACAUGCACAUAUAUUUCUCUGAGAUGUCUAGAGCAUUCCUAUACACUGGUUGACAGAGCUCGGAGUGUGUUGGCUCUGUUGGAUGUGAAGUGAUGUCAUGACAACAGAUUUUGCUUUGCACAGAUAGAGUUUUUAAUAUAAAGAGCGAGGAACUGAGUUUGGAAAAUAAUUGCUCUGGAUUGUUCAUCUGUUGGCAGUAAAUUGGGGAAACAGAAGAGGAUUUCCCUUUCUAACACUUUUUUCUUUGGUUACAGAAUGAUUUCAUUUCAAAGAGUCUGGUGGGCUGAAUGAGUUGAUUAUGCUUACAAAAUGACAUUGGUUUCCUUACCCUGUAAGCAGUCUAUGGACAAGGUUUGACAGCAAUCCAUGUUUUGGUUUAGUUUCCCUGGCACUCUUUCCACAUGCUAAUGUUUUGGAAUUUGUGGCAGAAAUCCCAUUCAAGUCAUGGGACCGAUAUUAGCAUUUUUCACGUCCAAAUCAUGUCCACAUUUCUUAAAGUAUCUAAAGUUGAAUGUAAAGCCCAACAAAGUCACUUAUGAGUUUAACAUGAUGCACAGAAAAUUCUAAUAUCGUUAAUGACUUUGUGCCACAAGUGCUAAUACAUUAGCAUGUGGAAACUGUGCCAGGGAAACUUAACCAAAACAUGGAUUGCUGUCAUACCUUGUCCAUAGACUGCUUACAGGGUAAGGAAACCAAUGUGUCAUUUUGUAAUUUGGGUGAACUAUCCCUUCAAUGGUUUAUUAUGAUAAUCAUCCCCAAAAAUGUUAUCCUUGCCUUUCCAUUUUAUCUGGCAUUCAAAAUCCUGUAAAAUAUGUAUUUGUGCUUAAAAUUUGGUUGGGAAGCCCAAUAGUAAAUAUUUCUAUUUAUUUAUUCAGCAACAUUACUUUACCAAAUGAAGCUGAACAAAGUGGCAAAAUGAAUGGUUAAAAUGUCUUAAAUGUUGAAAUAUCCCUUUGAGAGGAUUUCAAAAGGUCUGUGGAUACAGCUGUGUACAUAUUGCUCCAUCUAAAUCUAGAUGUGGAAAGUACACAUUGCUUUUUAGAUAACCAAGUGCAAAGACCAAAAAAAUAUUUGUAACAAAAUAAAAUCAUGCCUUAUGAUGGAGAAUCAAUGUUCAGAUAAAAAGCACAUUCAGCCGAGUGUUUCAUUUUCAGGCUAGACCUUUCGAAUAUACAGUUGAAGUCAGAAGUUUACAUACACUUAGGUUGGAGUAAUAAAAACUCAUUUUUCAACCACUCCACAAAUGUCUUGUUAACAAACUAUAGUUUUGGCAAGUUGGUUAGGACAUCUACUUUGUGCAUGACACUAGUAAAUAAUUCACUGUAUCACAAUUCGAGUGGGUCAGAAGUUUACAUGCACUAAGUUGGCUGUGCCUUUAAACAGCUUGGAAAUUCCAGAAAAUGAUGUCAUGGCUUUAGAAGCUUCUGAUAGGCCAAUUGACAUAAUUUGAGUCAAUUGGAGGUGUACCUGUGGAUGUAUUUCAAGGCCUACCUUCAAACUCAGUGCCUCUUUGCUUGACAUCAUCGGAAUAUCAAAAUAACUCAGCCAAGACGUCAGAAAAACAAUUGUAGACCUCCACAAGUCUGGUUCAUCCUUGUGAGCAAUUUCCAAAUGCCUGAAGGUACCACGUUCAUCUGUACAAACAAUAGUACGCAAGUAUAAACACCAUGGGACCAUGCAGUCAUCAUACCUCUCAGGAAGGAGACUCGUUCUGUCUCCUAGAAAUGAACAUACUUUGGUGUGAACAGUGCGAAACAAUCCCAGAACAACAGCAAUUGACCAUAUGAAGAUGCUGGAGGAAACAGGCACAAAAGUGUCUAUAUCCACAGUAAAACGAGUCCUAUAUCGACAUAACCUGAAAGGCUGCUCAGCAAGGAAGAAGCCACUGCUCCAAAACCGCCAUAAAAAAGCCAGACUAUGGUUUGCAACUCACAUGGUGACAAAGAUCAGACUUUUUGGAGAAAUGUCCUCUGGUCUGAUGAAACAAAAAUAGAACUUUUUGGCCAUAAUGACCAUCGUUAUGUUUGGAGGGAAAAGGGGGAGGCUUGCAAGCUGAAGAACAUCAUCCCAACUGUGAAGCACAGGGGUGGCAGCAUCAUGUUGUGGGGGUGCUUUGCUGCCGGAGGGACUGGUGCACUUCACAAAAUAGAUGGCAUCAUGAGAAUGGAAAUUAUGUGGAUAUAUUGAAGCAACAUCUCAAGACAUCAGUCAGGAAGUAAUAUCUUGGUUGCAAAUGGGUCUUCCAAAUGGACAAUGACCCCAGGCAUGCUUCCAAAGUUGUGGAAAAUGGCUUAAUGACAACGAAGUCAAGGUAUUGGAGCGGCCAUCACAAAGCCCUGACCUCAAUCCUAUAGAAAAGUUUUUUUUUUUUUUUUUUUACCUUUAUUUAACCAGGCAAGUCAGUUAAGAACAUAUUCUUAUUUUCAAUGACGGCCUGGGAACAGUGGGUUAACUGCCUGUUCAGGGGCAGAACGACAGAUUUGUACCUUGUCAGCUCGGGGGUUUGAACUCGCAACCGCAAAAGUUGUGGCAGAACUGAAAAAGCGUGUAUGAGCAAGGAGGCCUACGAACCUGACUCAGUUACACCAGCUCUGUCAGGAGGAAUGGGCCAAAAUUCACCCAACUUAUUGUGGGAAGCUUGUGGAAGGCUACCCAAAAUGUUUGACCCAAGUUAAACAAUUUAAAGGCAAUGCUACCAAAUACUAAUUGGGUGUAUGUAAACUUCUGACCCACUGGGAAUGUGAUGAAAUAAAUAAAAGCUGAAAUAAAUAAUUAUCUCUAUUAUUCUGACAUUUCACAUUCUUAAAAUAAAGUGGUGAUCCUAACUGACCUAAGACAGGGAAUUUUUACAGGUAUUGUGAAAACUGAGUGUAAAUGUAGUUGGCUAAGGUGUAUGUAAACUUCUGAAUUCAACUGUAUUUUGCAAACAUAACACCACAUUAUUGGAAUUGGCCAACUGUAUUUGCAUUCUAAUGAGUACACUGUAUUUUGGAUCUUACCUGUAAAUGUCAGUCACAAUUCCUGUUCAAAGGUGUGUUUUUUUAGCUCAAAGCUUUAUUCAUUUUUUUUCACGAUAGGCCUACACGUUGAAACUCAAAUUAAUAUGUACUGGAGGACAUAUAUUUUUGUUGGUAUAAUAUUACAUCUGGAUAUGUUUAAAUAUUUUACACUGAUUGUGAUGGUUCAACAAUUUGCCGUACUGCUAUGGUAUCUCCAUUUCAUAUGUUAAAGUACUAUUUGGUCUUUCAUUAUCUACAAAACCUACACCUUGAGUGAAAACCUACUGUCAUAAAUCUACUACUGGAAUAGCUGUGUUUCUAGGAUUGAUCAAUUGUACCAUUUGACAAGAGUGAGCAAGGAACCUUUGGUCUUGACAAAGAAGACCUAUUUAAAUGUCCCUCUUCACAGUACGGAUCCUCUGUGUCUCUAAUAUAUAAAGUGCAGCAUUUGCAAGGUAAAAAAAACUAACAUUUACAAGGUUGUCACAGAGCACGGGAACCAAACACACAUUGUGACAUCAGAUAAAACUCACUGUGCCUCUGAACAACCUGGGAAAAACCUCAAGACUAUUUUAAUAAGAUGGGAGUCACAAACACAGAGUUUAUAAAUAAAAGUGAUUUAUCUUGGUGUCAUCAAGAAAUCAGCACUCGCCCUUCAGCUAAUCGCCAGGACAGUGGAGGAAACCCAAUCAAUCAAGGAGGGUCUAUUAUGCUGUGUAAACUAUUCAAACAUUCCCACAAGAAAGGGAGUUGGCUAUUUUUCUCCAAUGAUUUAUGAUGUUUUGAGAGUCCAAUAACUGCAUUAAUGUUGUGGAAUUGCUGAAAUAAAAUGAGGUGUUUUGCUUGGAUUA